AUGGACUCCAUUCCGGAGUUCGACGAAGAGAUUGAGAUGAUCGGGAGCGAGGAGGAGCGACGGGUGGCCGUGGCGAUGGGCGGCGGGGGGGGAGGUGCUGCGGGGAUGGGCGGCGGGGGGAAAGGUCCUGGGGGGGUGGGAGGGGGAGCUGGCGCUGUGGGGAUGGGGGCCGGAGGGGGCGCUGUGGGGAUGGGCGCGGAUGGGCUGGGGAAGGGGAAGGGGAAGAUGAGUCCGAGUGAUGAGGAGGCGGCAUAUAGGGCAACGUAUGGCUCGCACUUUGAUGCGGAAUAUGAUGCUUCUGAUAGUGGCUCGAGUGCCAACGGCUCAGAUGCUUCUGGAGAUGCAGCCGUGGCUGGUUGGGGGAAUGAUCGACUGCAGCAGCAGCAGCAGCAGCAGCUGCAGAGGACGGUGUGGGAGCUUCGCUCAGGCGUUGCUCCUGCUGCUGCGGCUGCUGCUGCUGCUACUGCUGCCGCUGCUGCUGCGACGGCCACUGCUGCUGCGAAUGGUACUGUUCGUGGUGGUGGGAGCUCCAGGAAUCAUCGCACCAAGUCUGAUUCAGCUGCUCGUGGCAAUGCCACCACUCGUGGUGGUUCUGCUGCUGCUGCUGCUGCUGCUGCUGCUGCUGCUAGCCCCCACCUCACUGCUGCAACCGCUCCCAACGCUGCUAUCUCUCCUGCUGCUCCUCCAUCCGCCCCAGCAUCGUCUCUCCCUUCCCCCCCUCUUCCCUCCUCACCUCCUCUCGCCCCCAACGUCUCCCCCGCCUCCCCCACUCUCUGGUACACCCCGCUCUCUCCCAUUCUCCCCGGUCCCCCCAAUGGAACCCCCCAGCACCGCUCUAAACCCCGCAGCACCCCGUCCUCCUCCCCUUCCGACUCCACCUUCAGCACCCUCACCACGGGUAGCAAACCCAACUCCUCCCCUGUUCCCUCUUCGUCCCCCGCCUCCUCCUCCGCCUCCCCUCCGCCUGCUUCUAUAGCCUCUUCCGCCCCUGGGGGCGGCCUCUGCCCGGGGAUAGACGGCGGGAUAUGCAACUUGCGCAUGUCGUCCCGCACGCAUUUCCGCCUCAUGCGUUGCAUCUCGCUUGGCACCGUGCUGGCCGGCCUCGGAUACCUCUCCUGGAAAUGCUUCAUAGUGGGGCGGAACAUCACCCACGCUGGACCGGCCUGCCUGCUCUUCCUCUCCACCGAAAUCCUCGUCUUCCUCUCUUCCUUCAUGCUAGUCGUUGAGUUGUCCAAGCCGGCGAAAGAGAGGAAGGCGCUGAGUCUACCCCCCUCGGGGCCGUUUCCCCGGGUUGCGAUUCUCAUCUGCUGUUGUAGUGAGAAGAUAGAUGUGAUUCAGGACACGGUUAAAGGGGCUAUGAAUCAGAAUUACCCCGGCGAGAGGUACUCGGUGUGGGUGCUGGACGAUGGGGGGGAUGACGAGCUUAAAGCCUGGCUGCAGCGGCAGCAGCAGCUGAUGGUGCUGCAGCAGCAGCAGGGUCGGCGGCUGUUCUACCUCCGUCGCCCCAAGAAGAAAGGCGUGCCUCACCACUUCAAAGCAGGGAACAUCAACUACGGUCUUCACUUCGCGUGCGGGGAGUUUGUCGCAGUGUUGGAUGCGGAUAUGAUUCCGUCGCCCUUCUUCUUGUCGGCGCUGCUGCCGCAUAUUGUCGGGGAGGAGAAGGGCGACGUGGCAUUCGUGCAGUGCCCGCAGUCGUUUUACAAUAUUGUGAAGGGAGACCCUCUGAACGACUCUUCGCAAGACUUUUACGAUGUUCUGCUGCCCUACAGAGAUGGCCGGGACAGUGCCCAGUGCGUGGGAACGGGAGUCAUUUUUCGCGCUGCCCAUCUGCAAGCGAUCGGAGGGUUCACAGUGGGGUCUAUCACAGAGGAUUUCGACACUGCCAUGACGCUGCAUGCCAAGGGGUACAAGACGGCCUAUGUCAACCAGCGCCUGCAAGCAGGUCUGGCGCCCUGGAGCUUGGAGGGGUACAUCAAGCAGCACCAGCGGUGGGCCACAGGCAGCCUGCAGAUCCUGUUACACCGUAACCCGCUUCUGCUCCGCGCACCCAAGUUCAGCCUCUACCGCCGCAUCUCCUACUGGUAUGCUGGCGUACAGUACUAUCUCAACGUGAUCGUCAUCAUGAUCCUCGUCCUACCUGUCCUCAUCCUGGCCCUCGAUCUCCGCAUCAUGCCGCCCGGCCCCAUCUUCGAAACCACCCGCCUCUACAUCAUCCUCCUGGUCCCCUACGUCUUCACCUCACGCCUCCUCUGCCUCGGCCUCUUCUCCCGCCUCCCCAACGGCAUGAUGGUUCAGCUGCGGGGGGAGCAGGUCUGCAUGCUCGUGCCAAUAAUCCAUGUCAUCAUGUCUCCAACACAUCCUAAGGUGGAGGAUCGAAAGAAGUAUCUCAAUUAUGAUGAGUAUGGGGUGCCAUAUCUGAGGCCCGAGCAGCUGUUGCCAAAGCGUGAUUACUGCGUGUUGCUUUUCAACAUCAUCCCUGCCAUCUGGGCGUUGACCAUAGGGUUCUACUUCUAUGCGGCGAUCACCAAUUUCAGACCUGGCUUCUGCACCAAGAGCGGGUUCUUUGGGUAUCCCAGCGGGCAGUGGCUUUCGCGAAACAAGGCUCCCUACGGCGCCGAUUGUCCUUUCCUCAAGAAUGUGGGUCCAGUGAAUUGCAUCAUCAAGCCCAGGAAUCGCCCCAAGAACUGGCUGAACUACCGCUACAGACCCAAGAAGUGCGGGCAGCCAUGGUUCUCCUUCGCUCCUCUGGCCUUCCUGCAACGAAUGAGAAACACGGUGUUUGCUUCAGUGGGCGACUCUCUCUCUGUCAGCAAUCUCAUGCCGUCUCUACUUUGUCAGCUACACCAAGUAUCUCCUGUGACCGAGGUUCCUAACGACGGCACAUAUGCAAAGCAAGGCCCACUCACUAAAGUGUACCAAGUCAAAGCGUACAACGUUACCUUGGUCAACACAUGGAGCACGUUUCUCAACGAGUACUGGCAAGACGAACAGACGGUUCGACAAUACAUUGGAGUCGUUGCCUUAACAGAUGAGGAUUCAGUGGUGAAUCUAGAUGGGCUCGAUGCGCAGUGGGCGGCUUAUAUCGAGCGGUACGACGUGCUUAUAUUGCAGACGCAGGCGCACUGGCAGGCCACCAAGUACAAGUGGCGGCGGUUCUGGGUGAACAGUACCGGGGAUCAAAUCUUCAACGAGUCUAGGUUCCUUGCUGCUUUUGAGUAA
Closterium sp. Naga37s-1 is the source of this 3219-nucleotide messenger RNA. NCBI's taxonomy places the organism in Eukaryota, Viridiplantae, Streptophyta, Zygnematophyceae, Desmidiales, Closteriaceae. The record is from the annotation of a GenBank genome assembly.